This is a messenger RNA of Chelmon rostratus (copperband butterflyfish), 5116 nucleotides long. It is a transcript of the gene lmo4la, whose product is annotated as LIM domain only 4a. The record is from RefSeq and is a predicted model, not a curated record. NCBI's taxonomy places the organism in Eukaryota, Metazoa, Chordata, Actinopteri, Chaetodontiformes, Chaetodontidae. Bases 200 to 706 code for a protein of 168 amino acids. The transcript has 5 exons.
CGGAGCGGAGGCGUUCAGGGACCGGCUGCCGUCCACAGCCACGGCGCUCUGUACAUGGGAAAAGAGGAGUUUGCCAACGCGACUCAGACAGACCUGCGAGUGGAGAGUAAAGCUGCUGAGAAGUUUCAUCUGUUCCUGCGAGAGAAGCUUUGAUCCGGUGCUUCCUCGGACGACCUCCGGGCCGCACAGUAAGGUUGCUAUGGUGAACAGCAGGGUGGAGGCACCCACAGUGGCAGUGAUGGGUGGUGGUGGUGGGGCGGCGGGCAGGUCGUGUGCAGGAUGUGGAGGUCGAAUCGCAGACCGCUUCCUGCUCUUCUCCAUGGAGCGUUACUGGCACACACGAUGCCUCAAGUGCUCCUGCUGCCACGCUCAGCUGGGGGAGUACAGCAGCACCUGCUACAGUAAAGGAGGCAUGAUCCUCUGCAAGAACGACUACAUCAGGCUGUUUGGACACAGUGGAGCCUGCAGUGCAUGUGGACAGUCUAUACCUGCUAGUGAGAUGGUAAUGCGAACACAAGGCAACGUUUACCACCUUAAGUGCUUCACCUGCGCGACCUGCAGGAACCGCCUGGUCCCUGGCGACCGCUUUCACUACAUCAAUGGGACCAUCUUCUGUGAACAUGACCGGCCGGGAGCAGGUCUCCUCAGUGGACAUCCAACUCCACUGCAGGCCAACAGCAUGAUGUCUGACCAGAAGGUCUGCUGAGGAAGAAGAUGGAAAACCAAAUGUGUGCCUUCUCCUCCACCUUUCUCCUCUGUCUCUUCUUCACCCUGCUCCUCUACCUGUAAAUCCUGUCAAUGGUUGACCACCCUCCUUUUGAUGGACUGUCACCACAGGCUGGAUGGCGUCAUUACUGCUACUGAUCCAGUGCUCUGCUGGAUGGUUGAGGAGACUGAGGAUGGUUGGAAUUAUAUAUUCAGUAGACUGUUGUGGGUUAUUAACUAUGGCAAUAUUUCUCAUAAGAAUUGGCAUGGCUGAUGGGGAAAUGGAAGACUGUCAUGGAAUUAUCCCAUUUGUAUGAUUCCAGUGGAAUCAUCUCUUACCUUUACUCAGCCAGCUAGUUAAAGUGGGCACUGAAUAAGGGGGGAACACUGACAGCAGUGUGAUUCCUGAAGGAGGUGAAAUAUAUUUCCAAAAUUACACUGACCACACUCAUAGUGUGUGGUUGAAAGAAAAAUGUAUGGAUCUCCUGAGUCAUGAUAUCAGCUGCUUCAGCUGCAUGUUUCCUUCCAAACCCAGAGAGACAGCUGAAUAAGAAAAUAUCUAUAUUGAUUUUUGAGACUAUUUCUGUGUGUGAUUCUCUAUGAAAUAUUCAACAUGUUAGUGUCUGGAUUGUUUACCAGUGUGUUGGGGAAGUGAUAGUUGCCCUCUGGUGGUAGCAUUCCUACCACAGACAGAAGUUACAAACGUUUUGUUCAAAGCUGAUAUCUCAGGCUAUAUUGCAGUAAUAAAGGAUCAUACCAGGUUUUUCUUUCCUGUUUUAGCCCAUUAACUACAAAUUGUGUACACGAUAGAUUCUCAAGUAGUGGUGGGGCCUUUAUUUACCCCAAUGAGAGAGAACCAUGCCUUUAUUAGAGACAGGCCCUUAUUUAUAAUUUCCCCUUUCCCCAGUAAAUACAAACUCAACACCUUCUCCAUCUUUGUAUUAUGUCUUGAUAAAUUCAGUAUUAUGUCAGUUUUCACAGCACACAUUGCACUUUGCCUUUUUCCCCAAACAAACAAAGAGAGGCUCAGAGUGCAGAGUGGUGAGGAUAACGUGGUUCUGUUUUACUAUGGAAUUAGUGCUGUGGAAAUACACAUUAUGCUGAAUCUACCAUGUGAGCUGUUAUAGUAGGCUACAGAUAAAUACACCCCUCUCAAUGUUUUUUUUACUGGGCAACUGGCCUUUAUUUGUUUUGUCUGGCCAUUAUUAAUUGAGACUUGUCAUUAUUUCAAUACUGGCUAUUAUAUGAUCAUUUACAGUACAAGUUAACAUUACUACCAAUAACUUUCAAAUUUCUGCCAUCAGAUUUGAGAUGGAUUUUUCAGUGUUUAGACAACAAUUUCAGAACAAUAAGAUCAACUGACAGAGAUGAAACUUGCAUGCUGUUGGUAAUUCAGCCUGCUAUAAUUUGCUAUCUUUCACUUCAGAUCAACAUGAACAUUUCAUACGCAAAUUUUGAAUAUGUCCAACACUUUGGUUUAUAACCAAAUACCUACAAAACUAAUGACACUCCCAUCAUCCUCAUUUUUACUGUGCAUUAGUGCUACAGUCAGUAGCAGGUAAGAAAAUGUUAGCAUGCUAACAAUUUAAACUAAAAUGGUGAACAUGGUAGACAUUAACUGUGUAACAUUAGGCUAUUGAAGGAAAAGUAUGGUUUAUUACAACUUGGAUGUCAUUUUUGUAGCUUUGGCCAUCGCCUCUAUCAGUUCGAAAAAACGGUGGUUGUUAGGCUACUGAAAAAGUCAGGUAAAAGUGAAAAUUAUGAUUUAAGAAACCUACUCAAGUAAAAGUUAAUGAAAAUAAAUGACUGAAAGUACAAGAUGCUUUCUGUUUUAAUGUAUUUUAGGGUGUAUGGGCCAGUGCAGUAUAAUGAAAAAAUAACACCUGUGGAUAAAACUUAACGUUACAUUGAAGUUGGCAUUACAUCAGGGUAACUGCUUUGUAAUGCACAGCAAUUUAAAGCCCAACAGACCACUAGCUACAAGUUAAUGUCAUUAAUAUAUCCUCGAAGAUUAACCUUACACAUGAAUAAUUAGCGUAGCUAAUGUUAGCUAGCUAACGAACUACAGUAUGUAUAACACAUUGUGCUUGCGGAGGUUAGAAGUUGUAGUAGUACAGUUAAAAAAAAACGGAGCAUCAAAUGAACUUGUUUCUUUAGAAAAACAAUUUUAACUCAUGUGUUACUUGUAAUGCAUUACUACCCACCCCAUUGUACUCACUAAAGUUAAUGUCUGAUCUCAGUUCACAGUGACAUUGCUAAAGAGAGGUCCAACAGGGCAGGAAACAUGAGCUGUCAGAUGACAAACCAGUUGUAAACAAAUCUUCAGCUCUACCAAACUUUUAAGAGAAAAUAGAGGCCAAUGGUUACAUUUACAUCCAUCCCUGUUUAUGUGACGGACUGGAUAAGGAGCUGUGCACUUAAAGGAUUGUUUGAGGUUCUCACAGGUGCUUACUUUCACUUUCAGGUGCUCACAUGUGGUUUUACCUGCAAACAAAGUGUUUUAGAUCAUUUGGAUAACUUUUAGCUUGUUUACAACCUGAUCUAACUAUCUGACUGCAGAUAUCACUGCUUUCUGAGACCUAGGGUAUGAUGAGUAUGACAACACAUCACAACCAAUAGAGGUGAUGGCCAGAGCUAUGACUAUGUGAGCAUGUUAGCAUGACAUCCAUAUUUCCAUCUACUCAACCACAACUGUUUAAUAACAAAAAUAAAAACUAACUUUCAAAAACAAACUGUAAAGUAUUAUCUUUCUCACAACUUGGUUCUCUUUACAAUAAGCAUAGUUUCAAAGUGCUGGUAGCAUGGCAGUAGACUUUUAGUCUCGUUAGUUAAUGUGCUAUUGUGGGCAAAACCACCAGCACAGUCCUUUAAAGCAGCGAUGCCACUUACAAUUGAUUUAAGUCAGACCUGUUUGAUGAAAUGGAACAGUUUUUAGAUUUUCUAAAUUUGUAUUUCAUUGCUUUCUAUAGUAUUCCCCUCAAGGCCUGUGAUUCCAAUAACUGAGCUGAUCUGCAUUUGUCUACACAAUGAUUGUUGACUUUGGUAGGAAUGCAACUACAGUACUACAGGACCAAGAAGAUCAAUGUUAUUCUGCCAUAUGAAUGGCUUUUCUUUACGCUUUGUCAUGAUGUACCUUCUAUUCUUCUGCUGUUGACGGUAGUUCCAGACAUCAUGAAUACUUUUAGGGUCCAUACAUUGUUUGUAAUUGUGUUUGGAAAGAUUAUUCUACAAGCAAUGUAGCAGCAGUGAGGUGUACUGUACAUUCUAAAUGUUAAAUGCAGUAAUGGUCAAGUUUUUACAGUGUAAACAGAUGUGUUCAUAGCUUAUGAAUGAAUGAAUGAAUGAAUGAAGAUUGGGAAAGUGCACUAAUACUAUUGUGUUGUGUGCUACAGUGUAUUAAUCCUGUUUUCUGUGUAGCAAUUUGUGUUAUAAAUAUUUUUUCAGUCUUAGAAUUGUAUCUCUCUAAACUGUGUAAGGAAAGAGAAUAAGUCCUCUCAGAAGAACUAAUAAUAACUCUGCCAUUCAGCUGUGUCUCACAUGUGAUGAGUGUGUGAUUUUGUUGAGGAUGAUUUGGCUAAGAUACAGUAAGUGUGUAGCAAUGAAUUACAGUUACCCGCUUCAGACUGAGUAAAAAGCAAGAAACGCUUGCGGUUCUCAGACAAACAUGGCUGAUUACCCACAGGAGUGGGAUUUCAAAGGCCUGAGCUGAGACCAUUACAGAAGCAAUUAAAGUGGGAUGCGCUGGAGGCCUGCAUGGGCUUUAGCUGCACUCCAGUGUUUCAGCCUAAUGAGGCCUAAUCUGGUGAGCUGGUCUAAUUAAAAGGGAGGGAGCUUUUCCUGUGGGCGCCAGGCAGCCAGCAGUUUGUGCACUCCGUAGCUGUCUGAGGGGAAAAUGCAAAGUACAAGUCAGAAUGUGCAUUGUUUACAACCCGAAAGUUUCAUAUUCUUCCAUUCUCUGUCGGUUCAAAUUAAAUCAUUUAACUUGACAUUUUUAACAUGCUUGCUGGUCUCUGAUCUUUCCAAGGUCUCUAAUCUGGUUUGUCAUGAUUGCCUUUUGGCAUGAAAUGUGUCUUUAAAUGAGCUUUUUUAUAUGUACAUUUGGCAUGGAAACUACAAGAUCAUCUCUUUCAGGCUAAUUUUAGGAUCACUCUUUUUCCAUAUUGUUGGUGUGGCUUUCUGCAGAGCAGAAUUAAAGGCUGAAAUGAAGCACGCAGGACGGGUAGAGGCACACAUGAGUAGCCAGCUGUGACUCUUCAAAUUAAUGGGCCCGGAGAACUCAGCAGCUCUUCUCACAGGGUUAGUCCAAUUAGCUUCACAUUCAGAGUAACAAUGGGGCUUUUAAUGGUAGUGUUUCAGAGUGCUCUUUUAUAAUGAUGGCGAGUGAACACAUUCCUCUGGUUUUUCAGUCAUG